Anoplophora glabripennis (Asian longhorned beetle) is the source of this 3769-nucleotide messenger RNA. RefSeq lists its product as uncharacterized. Lineage: Eukaryota; Metazoa; Arthropoda; Insecta; Coleoptera; Cerambycidae. The record is from RefSeq and is a predicted model, not a curated record. The transcript is spliced from 4 exons. Bases 1 to 3249 code for a protein of 1082 amino acids.
AUGACAAUAUUGUAUGGUAGGGCUAUAAAACCACCUGGAUAUGUUCAACCUUCCAAAGCUCCUGAUCCCAACCCGCCCAAGUACGAAUACGGAUAUAAAAUCUCUGACGAGAAAGGGAGCGGACAAGGAAAGCAGGAACAAAGAGAUGGAAUAUAUGCGUUAGGAAGGUAUUACGUCCAACAAAAAAAUGCUAACCAAGAGGUACAGUACUUUGCUGAUGACUGGGGUUACCACCCCGUUGUUGAGUACAGUAGCGUAGGCCCACACAGUAGAUCCACGGCAAAAUUCGCACUUGGAGCAGAGUCUGUUCAGCAACUGAAAAACAAAGAGAAUAAUCUUCCUCAACUGCAAGGAAUUUUCAACGGCAAUGAAAGGUUAGAUACAAUAAGCACUGUGCCUUCCAGUCAAAAUAAGGCACAACAAACCAUACCGCAACCACAGGACCAAAUUUUUACAGUCCAACUCCAACAAGAAUCGCAUGGACCCCAACAGCAGAAGCAGGAAGAAAAUACUAAUCCCCUUCCACAGGAGGAAUUAGCUGGACCAGCAGAUCAACAAGGAUUAGGUCAAACUGUCCUUUUAGAAGGCGAAUUUCAGCAGCAACCUCUUGAGGGCCGAAUAUCUGAAUCGCAAGUAGACAACGAAGAGCGAACAGUAUUGGGUGAAGGACAGUCAUCAUCACUAGCUCAACAUCAAGUUCAAAACUCAAAUGAGAAUCUCCCACAAUAUAGUAAACUUGAAGUGGAGGAAGAUCAGCAAUUCAUCGAACAGAAUCAGAAGUCGCAACAAAUUGGGCAAGAAAUAUCUCAAAAUCAGUUUAACCAAAGUGAGGAAGGUCAAAUCCAACAAGUACUUUUAAAACAUGAAGAACCAAUACAACAAUUAAUUUUUCCCCAACAACAGCAGACUGUUUAUCAGCAGUCUCAGCAGGAAAGCAGUCAGGUUAACAAUCACAACGCGAUUUCAGAGAAAACUGAUAUUGACAAGACGUUAUAUGUACAACUUUUACCUCAACAGGGGAAUUUCAUUCAACAAGUACAGUUUCUCUCCGGAUCAGAUAUUGUUGGUAACCAAGGAGCAUUGAAUUAUGAACAAAACCAAGAUGAAUUUCAAGGAGAUCAAUAUGAAUCUACAAUUUUAUUUGAGAACUCGAAAAAGAGUGUCGACCAGCUUAUUGCUAAUGAACAAUAUCAAAAUGAUAACUAUGAGAAUAAGUUUGGAUCUAAAACUACUACUAAAGAUGAAGCAGGCACAUCUAAUAAGUUAAUAGAGCAUACCAAAAAUUUAGUAACUGGACAAGACGUCCUAAAUAUUAACCAAGCCAUCAUCGAGGAACAUAUCAAUGCAGAACCAACACCUCAAACUAUAAGUGAUUAUGACUCUUCCCGAAUAGUAUCAGAAAAUACCAUUACGAACAUUCUAAUUAAUCAUUCAGAUUCCUCUUACUCUACUUCUGCAACGGCUCCUAUUACUGAGGCUAGUUUACAUGAACAACCGAUUGUGGUGGCAGAUAUUGAAGAAAAUACCACUCAAACAACAGCAAAAAGCGCUCUUACGCCGCAAGGCAAAUAUCACUCCUCUAUAUCUACAACUCCUUUAACUAUUUCCAAAGACUUAGAUCUCAAUUCUUCUCCCACUGUGUUAGUAACACCUAGGCCAGUUAGUAACACAAUUUUAGCUCCUAUUACUGCAGGAGUUCAGCUGCAGAAUAUCGACCUUCAAAGUGAAAAUGAAAAGAACUUUGGGCAGGAACAGUAUGGGGUAGAAGUACAAAAAAGUCUUCCAUAUUAUUUAGGAAAGUUUGAAUACCCACAAUCAGUUCUUAACGAACAGCAAGUCAUCUUUAACAGCACCGUCAACGAAACAAACACCGCUGAAUUAAGAGCUACGGAAAACAUUGAAUUAGGCAAGACACUAUUGUUUUUCCCCGGACAAAAUGUACCGAAGCAUGAAAUACAACAACUUCCACAGUUUGCGUAUAACCAACAAUUUACUGAAGUAAAUAAUGAUAUCACUGUACAGCAGCUUCCCUCCACAGAAAUUAAGGAAAACUUCAUAGAACUAGAUCAGCAACCAGCUCAGGGUUAUCAACACCACGUUGUGCUCCAGCAUACUGGAGCAGCGUCCAACUAUGGUAAACCACCCACAGAAAUUACUAAAAUAAUUCACAGACCAUAUCCUGUGAAAGUUCCGUAUGAAGUGCCCUACCCAGUUGUAAAGCAGGUACAUGUCCCUUUUACAGUACAAAAAAUUAUUGAGAAGCCAAUACACCUCACAAAAUAUAUUGAGAAGCCAGUGCCUGUACCUCAACCUUAUCCAGUGGAAAAAAUUGUUGAAAAACCUAUUCACGUACCAAUCCAAGUGACGAAGUACAUAGACAGACCUUACCCAGUAGAGGUGCGGAUACCGUAUCCACAGCCGUACCCUGUGGAAAAAGUUGUACAGAAGAUAGUGAAGCAACCGUAUCCCGUUGAAGUAAGAAUUCCUGUACCAGUGGAAAAAAUCGUUGAAAAGAAGGUUCCUGUCCCACAUUACGUUGAAAAACCUGUAGAGAAAAUUAUAGAGAAGCCAGUUCCACACUACAUUGACAGACCUUAUCCAGUGGAGGUUAAAGUACCUAUACCUCAACCAUAUGUAGUACAUGUGGAGGUCCCCAAAAUAUAUCCACAGAUAAACAAAGUAUUACAAAAGCCGUACGGAACCGCAGUAGCUUCUCAAGCCUCAAACAUACAGGCUUACACAAUUCCUUCAACAGUGAACAUACCUCAAAAUUUACAAUUUGGAUUUCCUCUGCAUAUUAAUGCUCAGUCGGGCUAUUUGAAUAAAAAAUCCGAGCAACAAGCUCAGCAGUCUCAACAGCAGCAAACUUACAUUUACGCAAAUCCGUAUGCUUACGCUCCACAGAUUAAUCAUUACCUUUCACCCAAACAAGAAUUAGCUAUAAGCAAUGGAUACUUACCUAUAGCACAAAAUAAUAACAAAUACUUUCCGCCAAAAAAGGACUGUGGACAACAAAACGCUGAGACAAGCUUAAGAAACCUUUAUUUCACGAUAAAACCUGAUAACUACAUCGGAUUGUUACCUCCAAAGAUUAGCAAUUCUCAGUUCAAUUUUGUAAGGAAAUUAAGAACAGCAAGGUCGAACUUUGACGAGAAGAAUAUCAGGAUGGAGUAUGGGUUUAUGCCACCGCUGAUACCUUCCUUAGAAAUCGAUGAGCAGGGAAAUCCUAUUGAGAGGAAUGAGAAAUGAGGAUUCACUUGAUAUUGCCAUUUAGAUUAUGUUAAGUUUAUGGAGUAUUUAGAGGAACGUCGGUUACCGGUUAUGAAGAUACCUCAGAUAUAACUUUGGUACCAUUUUAAGAAAUCGAUUUAUUGUAUUACUAUUAGUUUCUUUUUUAAAAUUUGUGUGUACUGUAUUUAUUUCAUUUCUUUAGUUAAAUUAAUCUUACUUUCAGAUUAACUUUUCAGUAAUUAUGGACGCUAUAUUAUAGUAAAAUUAAACUGUUCUGCAUAAAUGUUUUAGAAACAUUAUAAAUGUGAGAAUAGAAUAAUACGACACGUACCUACAUUACAUGAAACAGAAACAUUAUUAUAGUUGUUAACAUACGCUCUCUACUGAUCUAUUACUUCUUUAAGUAUAUUUUAAUUGGAUUUUCUUGGAGUUUACACUAUUUUUAUAAACAAGUAUAAUAUCCAUAACAAUUACUAUAAUAUAGAAAACUAUUUUUUAUAUUAAGAAUAUUACAUCAAUGAGACGAAAUAAUGAUAUU